Populus euphratica (Euphrates poplar) is the source of this 3297-nucleotide messenger RNA. Its product is annotated as lon protease homolog 2, peroxisomal. Gene Ontology annotation, biological process: protein quality control for misfolded or incompletely synthesized proteins; protein catabolic process. Lineage: Eukaryota; Viridiplantae; Streptophyta; Magnoliopsida; Malpighiales; Salicaceae. The transcript has 17 exons. Gene Ontology annotation, molecular function: ATP binding; serine-type endopeptidase activity; ATP-dependent peptidase activity. The record is from RefSeq and is a predicted model, not a curated record. Bases 196 to 2886 code for a protein of 896 amino acids.
UCCCUCUCCCCUUCGAUUCUGGCGUACUAAUAUAUUCCCUGUCUCGUCCUCCUCUCUAAAUUAUUUAAUUAAUUAAUAAAAUAAACAAACACUCAAAAAUCUUGCUCUUUAUAAAUAAAAAUCCUCUUCGUUGAAAUCUCGUCAUUGUCUCUCUCUUUCCUCUGUUCUUUUCCUGCUGACUUUUGAGUUUAAAAAAUGGCUGAAUCGGUCGAGUUACCGAGUCGAUUAGCGAUCCUUCCGUUUAGAAACAAGGUGCUUUUACCUGGCGCCAUUAUUCGCAUUCGCUGCACUUCGCCCAGCAGUGUACAACUGGUGGAGCAAGAACUGUGGCAGAGAGAAGAGAAGGGUUUGAUUGGGAUUUUGCCUGUUAGAGAUGCUGCUGCUGCUACGACGGAGACGGCAUCUGUGGGCCCUACUUUAUCCGACGACAAAACUCGUGCUGAAAGUGAUACCAGUGAGAAAAGCUCUAAAACUCCAGCUAGUACAUCCUCGGAUAAUGUCAAGCCUGAUGGGAAACACCAGCAAGAAGUUUUUCACUGGCAUAACAGGGGAGUCGCAGCUCGUGCUUUGCAUCUGUCUAGAGGAGUGGAGAAACCUAGUGGGAGGGUGACAUACAUAGUUGUUCUUGAAGGUCUGUGCAGAUUCAAUCUUCAUGAACUUAGCACGAGAGGGGCAUAUUAUACUGCGCGGAUAUCUCCGCUUGAAAUGACAAAGGCUGAGCUGGAGCAAGUGGAUCAAGAUCCUGGUUUUGUAGCCCUGUCUCACCACUUCAAAGCAACUGCAAUGGAACUCAUUUCUAUUCUUGAGCAGAAGCAAAAAACUGGUGGGAGAACAAAAGUCCUUUUGGAGACUGUUCCUGUUCACAAAUUAGCAGACAUAUUUGUUGCUAGCUUUGAGAUAAGUUUUGAAGAGCAGCUAUCUAUGUUGGAUUCUGUUGAUCUGAAGGCAAGGCUGUCAAAAGCUAAUGAGCUGGUUGACCGACAUUUACAGUCAAUACGUGUGGCAGAGAAGAUCACACAAAAGGUUGAAGGACAAUUGUCAAAAUCACAGAAAGAGUUUCUUCUGCGUCAGCAGAUGAGGGCUAUAAAAGAGGAGCUUGGUGACAAUGAUGAUGAUGAGGAUGAUGUGGCUGCCAUAGAAAGGAAGAUGCAAAGUGCAGGGAUGCCUUCAAAUAUCUGGAAGCAUGCCCAAAAGGAGUUGAGGAGGCUUAAGAAGAUGCAACCUCAGCAACCUGGUUAUAAUAGUUCACAUGUUUACUUGGAGCUUCUUGCUGAUCUGCCCUGGCAGACGGGAAGUGAACAACUUGAAUUGGAUCUAAAAGCUGCAAAAGAACGUCUUGAUAAUGACCACUAUGGUCUGAUCAAGAUCAAGCAACGUAUUAUUGAAUAUCUAGCUGUUCGCAAGCUUAAACCAGAUGCAAGAGGCCCAGUGUUAUGUUUUGUUGGUCCACCAGGUGUUGGAAAAACAUCUCUGGCUUCGUCUAUUGCUGCUGCCCUGGGCAGAAAAUUUGUCCGUAUAUCACUUGGUGGCAUUAAGGACGAGGCUGACAUUAGAGGGCACAGGAGAACAUACAUUGGAAGCAUGCCAGGGCGUCUCAUAGAUGGGAUAAAGAGAGUGGGUGUUUGCAAUCCUGUGAUGCUACUGGAUGAGAUUGACAAGACAGGUUCUGAUGUGCGCGGGGAUCCAGCUUCAGCUCUGCUGGAGGUUCUUGAUCCUGAACAGAAUAAAACAUUCAAUGAUCACUAUCUGAAUGUUCCAUUUGACCUGUCAAAGGUGAUUUUUGUGGCAACUGCAAAUAAGAUGCAGCCUAUUCCUCCACCUCUUUUAGACAGGAUGGAGGUCAUUGAGCUGCCUGGAUACACUCCUGAAGAAAAGCUUAGAAUAGCGAUGCAGUAUUUGAUUCCAAGAGUUUUGGAUCAGCAUGGGUUGAGCUCUGAGUUCCUUCAAAUUCCAGAGGCUAUGGUGGAAUUUGUCAUUCAGAGAUACACAAGGGAGGCAGGUGUACGAAAUCUGGAGAGAAACUUGGCUGCCUUGGCUCGUGCUGCAGCUGUAAGAGUUGCAGAGCAAGAACAAACUGUACCAUUGAGCAAAGAUAUGCACCGGCUUGCUUCACCAUUGUUGGAGAACAGACUUUCUGAGGGAGCAGAAGUGGAAAUGGAAGUUAUACCAAUGAACGAAAACAAUCAUGAGAUAUCAAACACAUUCAGUAUUGCCUCACCUUUGGUUGUGGAUGAACCUAUGCUGGAGAAAGUACUGGGGCCUCCACGGUUUGAUGACAGAGAAGCAGCAGAGCGUGUUGCAACCCCAGGUAUUUCAGUUGGGCUUGUCUGGACUGCCUUUGGUGGAGAGGUUCAGUUUGUGGAGGCUACAUCAAUGGUUGGAAAGGGUGAAUUACUUCUCACUGGACAACUUGGUGAUGUAAUUAAAGAAUCAGCACAAAUAGCACUGACAUGGGUACGAGCAAGGGCAACUAAUCUUAAGUUGGCAGCUGCUGACGAAACCGAUCUCCUUGAGGGUCGAGAUGUUCAUAUACAUUUCCCUGCUGGUGCUGUACCUAAGGAUGGGCCCUCAGCUGGUGUGACAUUGGUAACAGCUCUGGUUUCACUGUUUAGUCAGAAAAGAGCAAGAGCAGAUACAGCUAUGACUGGGGAGAUGACUUUGAGGGGCCUUGUGCUUCCUGUUGGCGGUGUCAAGGAUAAGAUAUUGGCGGCACACCGCAAUGGCAUCAAGAGAGUAAUUCUGCCAGAGAAAAAUUUAAAGGAUUUGGUUGAAGUACCCGCUGCUGUGCUUGGCAGUCUCGAGAUUUUACUGGCUAAGCGAAUGGAAGACGUGCUGGAGCAAGCUUUUGAAGGUGGCUGCCCUUGGAAACAACACUCAAAAUUAUGACAGAACCCCCUAGGACCAUAUCUAACCAAUCCCUGUUGACAUGGUAUUUGGCAUGUCCCAUGUAAAUUGGCAGACAACAGAUUUCGCCUUCAUUCUGCUGCCGCCUUCAGCAAUAGGAGAUCAAAAGAAGUGACAUUCAGUUAUACUGGCCACUGGUCAAACAAGGAAUGGCAAGUUCUACCGCUUGGACCUUAACAUUCAUAAUCUUUGAAAAGUUACCCAUGAAUCCACCCCCCUCCCCUCUCAUGCGUCAUGCGGUGGCUGUAUUUAUAGCAGGUGGCUUGGGUAAGCCACCGCAUCCCUAUUGUUUCGGCACCCCUUCCCCUUCUCAUCCUUUUAUGUGAUUAUAGAUUAGUGUAUGUAUAAGUUAUUUAUUUAACGGAGCUAGGCAAUGCCUGCCAUUCAGUUAAA